UAUUUAUCUUUGUUUUUUUUGUUUUUUUUUUCUUCUUGUUUUGUGUUUUGUAUAUAUACAAGAUCAUUAGCAUAUAAUGGAUCCUAAACAAACAACAACUGGAUUUGGUAAAAAUCCACGACCACCAAAGGUCAAGAACAAGAGCGCAGCGCCUAUUCAAAUCACAGCCGAACAAAUCCUUCGUGAAGCUCAUGAUCGUCGUUUAGAACCUACUCACAGUAUCCCUCAACAAAAGAUUGCUGAUCUUGAAGAACUAGGCGAGUUUCGUCAACGUAAACGAAAAGAAUUUGAAGAUAACAUUCGUAAAAACCGUUUGAACAUUAGUAAUUGGAUCAAGUAUGCCAACUGGGAAGAGAGUCAAAUGGAAUUCCAACGUGCUCGUUCUGUUUUUGAACGUGCACUCGAUGUUGAAUGGCGUAAUAAUGCUAUUUGGUUACGUUAUGUUGAUAUGGAAUUGAAGAAUAGAAACGUAAACCAUGCUAGAAAUUUAUUGGAUAGAGCCACAACUCUAUUGCCUCGUGUUGACCAGUUUUGGUACAAGUAUACGUAUAUGGAGGAAACAUUAGGCGAGGUACCUAAGGCUAGAAAUGUAUUUGAAAGAUGGAUGAAAUGGGAACCUGGAGAAAAUGCCUGGAUGGCUUAUAUAAAGAUGGAAUUAAGAUAUGAUGAGAAGCAAAGAGCUCGUGCAAUCUAUGAACGAUUUGUGAGUAUUCAUCCAGAACCUGCUAAUUGGAUCAAAUGGGCUCGAUUUGAAGAAGAACAUAAUAAUUUAAAUAAAUGCAGAGAGAUCUACACUGCAGCUCUUGAAUUCAUGGGCGAUGAGAAAUUAGACCAAAAAUUACUUGUUGCCUUUGCGAAAUUUGAAAUUAAAGCUAGAGAGUAUGAAAGAGCUCGCGUUAUCUUUAAAUAUGGUUUAGAUCGUCUUCCUAAAUCAAAAUCACAAUCGCUUUAUAAUCAAUACACCAAUUUCGAAAAGCAGUAUGGCCAUAAGGCAGGCAUUGAAGAAGUUGUGAUUGGAAAAAGACGUGUACAAUAUGAACAAGAGAUUGACGAAAAUCCCAAAAACUAUGAUAUUUGGUUUGAUUAUGCAAAAUUAGAAGAAUCAGCAGGUGAACCAGCUCGAGUUCGUGAAGUUUAUGAACGUGCUAUUGCGCAAGUUCCACCAGCUGAAGAAAAGCGAUUUUGGAGACGAUACAUUUAUCUCUGGAUUAAUUAUGCCCUUUAUGAGGAACUGGAAAAUAAGGAUAUUGAACGAACACGAGAGAUUUAUGAACAAUGCAUUCAACUGAUACCACAUAAAAAAUUUACCUUUGCAAAGAUUUGGUUACUUUACGCUCAAUUUGAGAUUAGACAGAUGGAUAUCACAAAGGCAAGAAAGUUACUGGGAAGAGCGAUUGGCCAAUGUCCUAAAAAUAAGCUUUUCAAGGGUUAUAUUGAUUUAGAAUUUCAAUUAAGAGAAUUUGACCGUUGUCGUACGAUUUAUACAAAAUGGAUUGAAUACGAUUCAUCCAACUGUUCAGCUUGGAUUCAAUUUGCCGAGAUGGAAAAGAAUGUGUUGGAUGAGGUUGAAAGAUGUCGUGCUAUUUUCGAGUUGGCCGUUUCUCAAGAACAUCUUAAUAUGCCUGAAUUAUUAUGGAAGGCCUAUAUUGAUUUCGAAAUUGGAGAAGAAGAAUAUGAAAAGACAAGAGACCUUUAUUAUCGCUUAUUGGAACGUACUGAACAUGUUAAAGUCUAUAUUAGUUUUGCACAAUUUGAACUCUCUAUACCGUAUGAAGAUGGAAAUGCGGAAGGUAUUAGACGUGCUCGUAAGAUCUUUGAAGAAUCUUAUAACAAGAUGAAGGAGAAGGAGCUUAAAGAUGAGCGUGUUCUUUUACUUGAAGCAUGGAAAGACUUUGAAGAGAACUACGGCACAGAUGAAACAAAGGAAGUGGUUACUAAGAAAAUGCCUAAAGUUGUUAAGAAGAGAAGAAGAGCUGCUGAUUCAACUGAAGAUAAUGUUAUUUGGGAAGAAUACUUUGACUAUAUCUUUCCUGAUGAUGAAGUUCAAAAUCGUUCACUUAAAUUCUUACAAAUGGCACAAGCUUGGCAAGCAAAGCAAAAAGAAAAAAGCAAUACAUCAGAAACUAAUGAAUAAAGUUAAUAAAGUGUUUUUACAUUAUG
This is a messenger RNA of Cokeromyces recurvatus, 2160 nucleotides long. RefSeq lists its product as uncharacterized. Gene Ontology annotation, biological process: spliceosomal complex assembly; mRNA splicing, via spliceosome. Bases 77 to 2134 code for a protein of 685 amino acids. Gene Ontology annotation, molecular function: protein binding. The transcript is spliced from 5 exons. Gene Ontology annotation, cellular component: Prp19 complex; U2-type catalytic step 2 spliceosome; post-mRNA release spliceosomal complex. NCBI's taxonomy places the organism in Eukaryota, Fungi, Mucoromycota, Mucoromycetes, Mucorales, Mucoraceae. The record is from RefSeq and is a predicted model, not a curated record.